AUGGACGGAAGUAUUUCUCUACGAAAUUCGACGAUGCCGGCGGACGCCGUCGACGGCGAUAGUAACGAGGUUCCGGCGGAGCUCUCUCGGGCACCGCGGCAGUUGAUCGGAAAAAUGGAGAUGGUCUCAAAAUGUGAUAGAGCUCAGGAAAGCGAAUUGCAGUCAAUAGAAAAUGAGACCGUAAUUUGCCCUAAAGAACCAGAUAAGGACUCCAAAGACCCGAUACCAGUACCCGUCAUCUCUAAGAAGAAGACUACUGAUGAGUACAACUGGCGUAAGUACGGCCAGAAGCACGUAAAGAACCCGGAAGGUUCUAGAAGCUACUACAGAUGCACGUUCUCCAACUGUAGUGCGAAAAAGAUCGAGUGUUUUGAUCGUUGUAAUUGUGUUACAGAUGUAGUUUACAGAAGUCACCACAAUCACGAUCCUCCGAAGAAUGUAAACUGUGGCACAGAGUUUAGGCCUGCACCAAAACAGAUAAUUAAUCAGAUAGUUGAAACAAAACAGCCCGACUCACCUGAUUCUAAAAUUGAGGAAACUGAUUGUUCUAAAGAUGAGAAAAGGCAAAAGAGAAAUUCGGGAAGUGAAGUGGGUUCUCUUCCUGAAAAUGGAAAGAGGCGAAAGUUCGUUGUUUGUGAGGCGAUUGAUGAUGUCAGCACACCCGGUGAUGGAUACAGAUGGCGAAAGUAUGGCCAGAAAACGGUGAAAGGCACGCCCCAUCCUAGGAACUACUACAAAUGCACGUCGGCUGGUUGUCCUGUACGAAAGCACAUAGAGAAGGCUACAAAUAACACGAGACAAGUAAGAGAUUAUGGACAUAAAGGAAAACCAGCUUGGAAUAAGGGAAAACCACAAGUUUGGAACUCAGGAAAGGGCAAGGUGUUUACACCGAGAAGAUCUAAAGAGGAAAGAGCUCAGUUGACAUGUGAUCAUUGUGGUUUUACUGGACAUGAGCAAAGGGAAUGUUUUAAACUACAUGGUUAUCCGGAUUGGUACAAGGAAUACAAGGAAAAGAACAAGGCAGUUGCCAAUCAAGUGGAUUCUGGAGGGAAUUACAUUGAUUCAAAGGGAAUUGAUAUGGCUAAUUUGGCUCAAGAGCUCAUGAAGUACAUAGGAGGAACGCAGAAAUCAAAUUUUGAAGUAAUAUCUGAAGGUGUCAACUUUGCAGGACUAUGUCACUUACUGUUCUUCUACUCAUCUUCCCACUGCUACCAUGAAGCAGUCUACAGGGGUGACCACAACAGGUAUCUCUAA
This is a messenger RNA of Striga hermonthica, 1254 nucleotides long. The record is from the annotation of a GenBank genome assembly. Lineage: Eukaryota; Viridiplantae; Streptophyta; Magnoliopsida; Lamiales; Orobanchaceae.